UUACUCACCUCGAGAGAAAGCUUACUGAUGUUCGCAAAUGUCGCAGUUCGCAAAUGUCGUCUUUCAAGUUUAGCUUUCAUUCCCUUGAACAACAAGAAUAAGUGGUUGGUGGGGCUGUUCAUUCACUCCCAGCCGGUAAAAAAAUUUUUUUGUUUGCGUUCUGGCCUAGGAGAGAGUAUUUAUUUUCUUUUAUUUUGUAUUUUCUUAUAGACUUUUUACCCACACUUUUUCCCCGUUGCCCAGC
This is a messenger RNA of Meloidogyne enterolobii, 244 nucleotides long. The record is from the annotation of a GenBank genome assembly. Lineage: Eukaryota; Metazoa; Nematoda; Chromadorea; Rhabditida; Meloidogynidae.